GGUAAACAACAUGGCGGCGAUGGUAUGAUGGGGAGCAAGUUUAGGCUUUUUUGUUUUUUCUUUUUAAAUCCAGGGAUUUUUUUGUUUGUUUUUAAUUGAGACUUUAUACUGAAGUGUGUUCUAUAAGAGGAUAUAAAGCUACUGAAGCGAAGACUAUUUAAGAGACAAAGGACUUUAGCUGUUAGCACUUGGCUAACCGCAAGCAGGAGAGUUUGUGAAAAGCAGAGAUUGGAAAGCGGAUGAUGGAAAGACGAGGAUUUAUUGAUGUGAUGGUUAUUAGUUUGUGAAUUGAAAUGAACGUAAUUAAUUUGCUCAUUAUGACUUGUUGGGUUAGGUUCAGGUUUUCAGGAGGUAAAGGGAGGAUGCUACAGGUUUGAGUCCUGCCAUGGAGCAGUGAGGUCUGGGCUGCAGGCUGAUGAGAGGAGAUGCAGCGUCAAAUGUCGGAGUGGAAACGCGUUUUCGAUGAAAACCGAGUGAUUCCUCCUUCUAACCAAACAUCCCGGUUAGCACAGGGCCCGAGCCAGGCGUUCCAACUCAUACUCAAACGACUGGACGGCCUUCACUUAAACCAGGCCGAGGACGUGAGAUCAGACAGGUUUGAGCUGCGCGUCUCUCUGUUUGACAACAGUGUUCAUCGUUUCUUCGGAAGGACAUGGAUAAGUGAACCACAUCAUGCCACUAAGCGAAAUCAGGAACAACCCGGCAAAGUGCAUUUUAAUGAGGUUGUAUACUUUCACACAUCUCUGUGUUUGGCCUCAGUGGUGGCUGUUGUGGAACUGGCUUCUCUCUCUCCUGGGACAGACACUUCCCAGAAUGCCAUGGGGCAGGGCUUUGGUAUCCUGCAGCUCUUCUCUGGACAACCACAGGGAGAGGGCAGGCUGAGUCUGUUCCAUGGUACCCCUCGAGCUCUGCUACACCCAGCACUGAGGGACCCACUGCAGAGGAAUGCAGUGUUGUCCACAAUUGAGGGAUCUCAGCUGCUGUAUUCUCUCCAGCCACACCCUGCCCUCAAUCCCAUCAUGCACCUACUCCCACCCAAUAUCAUGGUCUCUGGCCACAAGCUCAUCCCUGGAGUCCUUCCUCCAACUGACAGCACAGGAGAUGCUCUGCAGAGACCUCAGCUGCUGCCAGCAUUCUCAUGUGCACUGGAGAGGGUGUGUGUGUCCCUCGCUCCCUCCAUACAGGCCUUCGAGGCAGAGUUGCUGGAGAAGCUGAACAAUGACCGCAACAACACGAGAAUGGGUGCGGACGUGCGGGCAGUGGUGGUGCAGGAGCGAAGGCUGCACGUUGGUGUCCAUAACGGCCUGGGCUGGGUGGAUGGGCCUCAGGUGAUGGUGCUAGAGCCCAGGGCUGUGAGAAGCAGUGGCCUUAAACAGAGUUCUACAGAGACGCACAGCUCCGUCCUGAUGCUGCGUGGUAAUGUGGAGCUGAGAAUGAUAAGACACCCAGCCUUCAGCUUGCUCUUCCAGCUGGAGUACGUCUUCACCGUUCCCCUUGCUGGAGAUGGGAAGAUGUCCUCCAUGGCUGUCCAGAGGGUGGUGUUUAUGCAGUGUGUGCGCUGGGGGGUAUGGAGUCCUUUCUCCGAUCCCGAUGGCCCAUAUGAAUGUGUGUGUGUUAACCUGCAGGGUGGAGCCCAACCCAACCCCUAUGGAGUUAUGGUUUACACAGCACACACUCAGCAGACUGAUACGGAAGGGAGUGCGAUCAAAUUCAAGUUUAUGAUCAACACCGAAGGCACCACUUCUGCUGCAACGUCAAAAUCAAUCUCCCAGGAAACACCUCAGCCUAAGAAGCGGCACGUCACAUCCCAAGAUGAAAGCAAGCUUGGACUUGCAGCUUCACCACUGCGCACCACCCGUGGUCCUGGACUCUCGCUUUCUCAGCUGGCUGUGGCUUCACACUCUCCAACUCUGAGCCACUCGGCAGGGUCGCCAUGGCAACAGCAGCUUCCCGCUCCGCUCGCUCUCUCCCCGAUGGCGUCGGCCACCAGCUGCCACGCCUUAGCACAUCUAGUGCAUCCUGUUGCAGGCAUAGCACACCUAGAAGUCAGUGCGAUGGAGAGAGAGGGAAUGAGGGAUGCCCCAGAGGAAGAGUGUGAUCUACGCGAACUGACCUUCACCCCUGUCCAUGCUCCUGUCAUCACGCUGGGAACACACACAACUGGCUCCAGCAGGACGAGUUCUCGAGGAUUUCUCGCUCAUCUCUUCUCCUCCCGCUUCCCUGAAAUCCGUGAUGACCUCAACCAAGUGGCCGAGCUUCUUGACCCGGAUGAGCCUGUGAACUUUGAUCCCUACAGAGAAGAGGCAGACCCAUACCAGGCCAACACACUCCUCAUUCAGUUUCUGGCUUUUACCAGGGUCCAGCAGGCAAGUGUGAAUAUGGAAUGGCCGAGUACGGUGCAUUUUACCUUCCAACUGUACCGUUUCCCUCCUGUCACCACACAGCGCCUCAAGCUUGUGGCAUCUGAGGCCAGUUCAAGGCCUGAUUACCCCUGCAUUCUGUCUAUUACUAACAAGGAUGGCAGCGUUGGAUCAGGUCCUCCUGGACUGCAGUUGCAGUACCGUGUCGAUCCUGACUUCCUAAAGCCUGGCGAGCGUAUAUGGUUCCUGCGCUACCUGGCACUGCACACCCUGCACAUAGACGUGUGGGACAGCGACUCGCUGCUGCUCAUCGGCUCUGCCGCCGUUCAGCUGAAGCAUCUGUUGCGUCAGGGUCGAGCCGCUGUGCAGGUUGUUCAUGAGCUGGAGGUCAUUAGCACUGAGUACCUUCAGGAUGCCAGUCUGGCAAGAGAGCAUGCAGGUGGGCAGAGGGUCAUGCCUGCGAUGAGUGUCUACACCGUUAUUAAAGGCAGGCUGCAUAUCCGACUCGGCAACAUCGGUGGUGUGGUGCAGAAAAAAACCAACUCGUCUGUUCUUCUCCCUCCAUCUCGCUCUCAUGUCAUUCAGCCCAGUCAAACUCCCACAGGCUUUCAAGGAGGCAGUCUGUCCUCACACACCAUCCACAACCUCAACGCGCGGAACACAAGGCGGGCCCAGCGUUUGCCAGAUAUUGAUGGCGAGCUGGCGAGUCUCCUGCAGAGUCGGAUGAAAGAAGUUGAUGGUGCCUGGCUGCAGAAUCGAGGUGAAACAGAGGAAGUGCGUCAGAGGAAGAGUGACAGGAUGGCAGCUGUCCGUCAACAUGAAGAAAACACCACAUCCAACGUACACGAGAAAGCCAGCUAUACGAGAAGAAAGGAGGAUCGGACACAGCGCUCUCAGGACCUGCGUUUGAUCGAGGCAUAUCGAGAGCGCUGCAAAGUGCAGGGCAUCAUUAACAUGCUGAGCCAAGCUAUCACCACCACGUAUACAAUCUAUGCUACGCCUGGUACCGCCGAGUUCUUCGAAUUUGUGCUUAAGAACCCUUUCAGCAUUCCGCAGACGGUCACCAUUGAGUGUGAAGACCCUGAGCUGAGUGUUAUAGUGAACGCUGAGGAAUGGAGGUAUUUUAAAGACUUGACAAAGACGUGCACUCCGUUGGAGGUGGAAAUGUUUCACAUGAAGGAGGACAGCUUGACACCUCAGGUGUACUUGCGGCCCAGAGAGAGUGUCCACAUCCCUCUGAAGUACCAAAGUUUUGUCUCUGGGCAUAUCCUGCUUUCUCAGGACUCAAAGUCUUCAAACAGUUUGCAUUUUGCUCACCACCAGCAGUCUAACACAGUGAUGGCUAAAUCUAUCAAGGUGUUUUUCCGAGCAGCGGACAGUCAGCCGCUGGCCAUCUGCCAAGUGAGAGUGGAGCCGACUCCCCACAUAGUCGGGCAGACCUUUCGCUUCUAUCAGCCCGAGCUCUCCUUCUUUAAGAAAGCCAUCCGGCUGCCUCCUGCUGAACCCGGCACACCAGAUGCUUCUUCCAGGCUCCAGGUGCGCUGCAGCGACCCCAAUGUGAUCUGCCACGUCAACGCUACGGCUCCAGGAGAACCUCAGGACAUUUAUUUGAAAGUGCCAGGGGCUCCCAGUCCACAGAUUAAAACAUUUGUCAUCACUGUAUUCAAUGAUCCUUGGCUGGCGUCUCCUACUCAAACAUGGCAGGUGUACAUGCAUUACCUGCAGAAAAUGGACAUUAGCUGUGUGUGUGGUUCGCUCAGCUGGCACUCCAUGGUACUGCAUGGCACACAGAGCAUCCGUAAGGUCAAGUGCUACACUUCCCACCCUCUGGAGCUGCAGGUGGACCCAGAGGAAGUGUUUGCUCUCCCAGCUCUGGCUGUGCAGGACAUUAGGCUGGGAGUGAAGGCUGUGCACUCUGGGAGCUACUUCCGCUACCUUAAUGUGGUGGAUGUGGACACGAGGCAGCUGGUAGCAUCCUGGCUUCUGUGCCUCACCUGCAGGCUUCCUGUUAUAUCACGGGCCUUUGAGAUCCAAGUGCCUGUAGGGGGUGGAAGAGGCAGCAAUAAGAAGAUCAGCUUCACCAAUCCCUAUCCUUCCAAAAGAAGAUUCAGGCUGUGCUCAGACCAUCCAGACCUCCUACAGUUCAAAGAGGAAAAGUUUCAGAUUGAGGGAGGUGCGAGCUACAACAUCGGGCUACGUUUUGCUCCCAGUCAGAGCGCCGGUACAGAGGAGAUCCUUGUCUUCAUCAAUGACCUCGAGGAUAAGAACGAGGAGACGUACUGUGUCAAAGUUGUCUACAGAUAACCUGAACAAACUGGCACAUGAAGCUGUGCUGCGUCAACAUUAUCAUCAUCAACAUAACUUCUGUGAACUGAUAAUCUGUUUUGUAAUGAAAAUUCUUCAGUUUUGAUAGAACUGUGAUAGAGAUUUCCUCAAGGCACAUCAGGUACAUCUGAUCUUCAACCCAGCUGUAUGUAUGCAUUAAUUUUCCACACACAGAAACAGACAAAAGUCUGUUUAUUAUUUUUUUUAAGACAAAUGCAUAUGGAUGACACCUUUAAGAUUUGUGCGUACACAAAGAGAUGGAAUAGAAAUCCUCAGCAUAUAUAACCUAAAUAAACAUUGAAAUCUGGAACUGAA
Messenger RNA from Neoarius graeffei (lesser salmon catfish), 5000 nucleotides. RefSeq names its product nephronophthisis 4 (gene nphp4). Lineage: Eukaryota; Metazoa; Chordata; Actinopteri; Siluriformes; Ariidae. Bases 426 to 4664 code for a protein of 1412 amino acids. Gene Ontology annotation, cellular component: cytoskeleton; ciliary base; ciliary basal body. The transcript has 30 exons. Gene Ontology annotation, biological process: protein localization to ciliary transition zone; negative regulation of canonical Wnt signaling pathway. The record is from RefSeq and is a predicted model, not a curated record.